This is a messenger RNA of Pieris rapae (cabbage white), 6007 nucleotides long. RefSeq lists its product as uncharacterized. Lineage: Eukaryota; Metazoa; Arthropoda; Insecta; Lepidoptera; Pieridae. The record is from RefSeq and is a predicted model, not a curated record. The coding region runs from base 3401 to 5746 and encodes 781 amino acids. The transcript is spliced from 7 exons. Gene Ontology annotation, molecular function: sequence-specific DNA binding.
ACUUGUUAUAUCACAGGAUUUAGGUUUUAGAAAACUAUUAAUAGUUAGUAUCUCUACUUGAUCUGUGACAUAAAUGUUAAGAGUGAAUGGGACAAAGGAUGCAUAUUUUGUCUUUCUUUUACGUACUACAAACUACAUACACAAUGGAUUACUUUAUUCGUUUGCCUUCAGAAACUGAAGCCAGAUAAAUUGUUGGCUUAUGAAGUAUUUUGAUCGAUAAAAUUUUAAGAAUAUUUUUUUAGUCUAUAAAAUAAAGUGAUGGUGAAUUGCAAUGUAUAUGGCUGCAAAAGUCGCACUGAACGAAAUCAGCUAAACAUAACCUUUCAUCGUUUUCCCAAUAAUCCUCAAUUAAAAGAUGCAUGGAUUGAGUGCACUCAUCGAAUUAAUUGGAAUCCAAAGAGUCAUUCUCGGAUUUGCUCUAAACAUUUUGACCCUAGUUGCUUCCAGCAAAAAUCAAAUAGAACCUACUUGAAUCCACAUUCAAUACCUACACUUUUCAUUAAGGUAAAAUUAUUUCUUAAAUCUUAAUUACCCAUAUAGACUCCGCAUAUAAUGAGUAACAUAUUGUAUUUUGAGUUGUAUAAUAAUUCAACACAAUACAGCUGUGUGCCUCAGUCAUGUUACCAUAAUUCUGGCAACAUCUCAUUGAUAAAAUUAUACUUUGAUAUUAUUUAUUGUUAUUAAGUAGAAAGCCCAAUGCCCAUUCAAUUACUCAUAUGAAAACUAAAAACACAUCAUGACUAUCAUAUUUAUGAUACUAAAGUCUUAACAGUACAAAACCAAAUUGUUCAUUUUAAUCAUUAAAAAAAGUUUGAGUUAAAACAAAGAUAAAUAAGGAACAUAGCUAAAAUUUAUUAAUUUGCGUAUGUUCAUUCAAUAGAUUAGUGAUACAGCAGACGUCACAUUUGAUGUUAAGAGUUGUCGUAUAAAUUUAGCGUUGUUCUUUGAGAUUAGUCGACAUUGAACCACAAAACCAAUUAUUUCCCCAUUUAAACGAAAUAUUAAUAUUAUCUAUCGACGUAAGAAGAGAAAUGAGAGUUUUAUUCAAUGAUUAUUUUAAUAAUUCUUACAUCUCACGAUUCACGACCUAUUGUUUUACUAGUUUAGCGCUAAUAUAACAAGUUAGUUUCAAAUGUCAAAGUCAUUAAAUUAUAGAAACCGCAAUUAACAAUAACCUAAUCUAUAUGUUACUAAAAUACAAUUGCAUUUAACAAAAGUUACAUAUUAUGUAUUUACGUUAAUACUUAAAUUAAUAAUGAUAUCUUUUAAGUCCUGACAACUGUCAGAAUCCGCCAUGAUAUACAUACGCUUGUUAUGCAUUAAAGUUUGUCGUCAAUUCGUGAUCGGAGCUAGUUGAGCAAUCAAUUAGUUAUUAAAAAAAGACAUUUGCGACUUCAACACGAAUAUUAGUUAAAAAAACGUUACUGUAAGUAAACUGUUACAAAAAAUGGCUAAGUGUUGUAUUUUAAUGUGUGGUGCAAGAAAAAACAAAAAACAACCUGAAUUGACGCUUCAUAGAUUUCCAAAAAAUGAAGUUUUAAGGAAAAGAUGGCUUGAGGCUAUCGGUGAGAGGAAGAUAGAUCCUGGGCAAAAAGAAUGGUUGGUCUGUUCAUUACAUUUUGAAAAAAGUUGUUUUAAUAAAACACUUGAUGUCAUAAGACUUCGUGACAACUCACUGCCAUCAAUAUUUCCAUAUCAAGUAAGUUAUAUUAAAUUCAUAAGCGUUCAUUUUGUCGACAUUUACUAUGUGCACAAAUCAUACAGCAGAAAAAUAGAAUACUCAUGACUUAGUUGACUUUUUCCUUUUAAAGUUUGUAGUGGACAGUGCCUUACAAAAGCAACAUAAAAUGUGAUAGAUAUUGUAAAGAGUCUCUGUACCUAAAUUUUCUUCCUUAGUUUUAUAUAAAUCACCGUAACUUAUUUUUUAAUUAGGGCCGUAUAUCGUUGUAACAUGAACGUAACCUUAAAAGAGAUAAAACUUAAAAUGUUUCAAUGCCUUUAAAAAACUAUUUAAAUUAUUAUUAUAAAUAUGUGAUACACAAAUGUGAAUAAAUUAUAUCUACAUACGUGAUUUUUUACAUGGCAUGACGUGACAACCCUGAACAAUGGCAGCCAUUUUGUGGUACGAAUCUAUGGUUAGGUAUAAACUGUACAAUACAGGUAGCAGAAUUAUUCAUGCGGAAUUUGGAAAUAAAGAGAAAAAUACAGAAAAUAAUUAUAUAAUAUGUAUAAAUGAUCGAACUUUUGUCAUAUUCAUUGAUUUACAUUUCUGAAAAAUGAAAUGAAAAGACAAGUAAUUUAGGUAAGGUACAUAAAAAUAAUUACAUGAUAACUUUUUGUAAUAUCUAUAAAAAGUUACAAGUAGAUUCGUCUGUUGAUGUCUUGUGCCUGUGUAGGCAUGUAUAUAGCUUAUAACAACAACGAUCAAUAUGGCUGCUUUAAUGCGUUAAAACAGCCGUAUUACAACUCUUAAAGUGUUUAGUGUAAAAUAUUUUCCGUUACAUUAUGGUCCGAUAACAUCGAUUGUAUUGGUCAAUUAAAGGUAAAACGUAUUUUGAUAGUUGUAUUUCAAUAACUUAAAGGUAUUUUACUAUUCUUUAUGUAGGGUGACAAUUACAUCGCAAAUAUUUCGGAGCUUUCACUACUUGGUGUAUAAUAUAUUUACCUAUAACUUUAUAAUAGGCGGUUAAGGAAUACUGUGACCUGUUCAGUUUAUCAACAAUAAGUUUGGAACGUUAACUAGAAAUAUUCAAAUAAAUAUACAGACAUUACUUGCAGUUAGCCAUAUUAAUUAACCUUUCGUAAACCUUGUUGGCAAUAAAAUUUGGUUUGGAAACCAGAAUUAUGUGCUUAUUUUUUCCGAAACUUAUGCUAUGAUAAUCGUGAACAAUCAUGCUUUCGAAUAUCUUUGUAAUCUUUAAUUUAUGGACACUGAGUAAAAAGUGUACUCUCCCACAGUCUAUCCUCUUCAGAAAAUAUUGUAGCGACGUUGGCAUUAUACUACACUAGAGCUAAGAACUUUACAGUUAGAUAGAGAUGCAGUUAUAGCAAUGGUUGUUAACUAUUGUGUCUAUGGACCAACUAUGUCAAGGACCCUGGCGGUUGCUGACUAGUGACUAGUGUAAAAUUAAAAUAGCACAAGUGCCUGCAGAUAAGUUUUUGAUUUGACAAUUCACAGUUGCGGCGAUUGUAUUGUGACUUUGCACUUGUUUGGUCCGAUUACCAAGAAAUGGAAACAUGAAUAAUCCUUGGUUGUCGGGCCGAUUUUUAUUGUUUGUCACGAUUAGUUCUGGUAACACUUAAUGACACUCGCGUCUUUGGAUUAUUGUGUGAAAUAAUGGUGAAAAUAGUGUUCUGAGGAAAGUAUUCAGUGAUUUUAGAUAAAAACACUACAAGUACAAUGGUGGGUUGCAGCGUUUUAGGCUGUAAAAGCCGUAGUGAACGGAAACUUCAUGAAAUAACUUUUCACUUGUUUCCAUCUAAUCCAGAUAUUAAAAUUAAAUGGUUGGAGGCCACUGGGCGAAAAAAUUGGCAUCCAACCAAAUUUUCGAGAAUUUGUUCACUUCAUUUUCAUGGUGCCUCAUUCGUGUAUAGAGGAAAAAAGGUACAACUUAAACCGUAUUCAGUACCUGAAAAAUGCGUAAAUAAAACGUCGGAAAGGAGAAAACUAUACAAAUGUGAUAAGUGUAUCAGAACAUAUACAAAUAACAAUGCUUUGGAGAAUCACAAGAGAGUCAUGCACAGUAUAGUAAAUAAUACACCUCCAAUGAAAUCGUGUGGUAAUAAAAACAAAGCAGCAACUGAUAAGUUUGAGAGAUACCAGUGCCCCGUUUGUAAAGCAAUUUUCCCCUCAAAAUUUGUUGCCACCAAGCAUAUAGAGGUUUAUCAUAGUAAACAGUUAACAGCCAUCCACCCAGUAAAACUUCAGGAUUGUCCACAUUGCAAGCAGAAAAACAGGAAUUUAGCUCUACACAAGUGUAACUGUGAGAUACAGAAAAAUAAAAUUGGUGUGGGCCAUGACGCAACCACCGAGAAACAGGGGAAAUCAAAGGAAGAACAUUAUUAUUGCUAUUUGUGUAGCAAAGUUUUCAAUAACAUAAACAAAUUCACUGUUCAUGUGGAGUAUCAACAUAGCAAAAGUGUUGAGACCAUGUUCUUUCCUAAUAUGACACAGUUCACCUUAUGGAAGGACCAUAUAGAGAAAUUAGCAUUUAUUCAAUACCGUCUAUGGUCAGAGGAAAUAAAUGGAAGGCAAUUUUACCAUUGCAUCAACACCAAAAUAACAGAUGUGUUCACUGAACGAUGUCCAUCUAUAAUUGUUGUACAAUCAUACUCAAAAGGAAUUCUAGCCAGAUUGUAUAAAACCCAUGCUAAUCAUAAAACUUGUGAGUAUAAUCUAGCAAAAGAAUUUCGAAAAUAUCGUAUCACAGACUUUCUGCAAUCAAUAGACAACUCAAAUGGAUAUGAUCAAUAUUUAGAUUUUAAAACUUUAUUGGAAAAUAUACUGGAAGCAGCUGCUAAAAUAAAAAUAUCUGGCUUAAAGGAACUGGUAGAAAAAGCAUUAGAAAUGACAAUCAUAUUAAACAGAUACGACGAUGAUGACAAUCCUAUAAAACCUAAUCACGUACCAACAAAGUCCUUGACUGAUGCAGAAAUAACCGAAGUCUUAAAACAAGAAGCAAAAGUAACAAUCAAGAGAGAAAAUUUAGAAUUAGAUAUUUCAGAGCCGUUGAAGAAAAAAGCCCAUAUGGUAGAUGUAUCUCCUAAAAUAGUAAAUACUUUCUCCUUAGCAGAAUAUCCUGUUGGUCAACAAUCUGACACAGAUUCUUGUGAUGAUAUUGACAAUAAAAUUUUAAUUAGCAAUUAUGUAGGUAAACAGAAAUUUAAAUCUUGUAACACUAAAAUUGAUUUACUAGAUGAUAAAGACACGGAGUUUUCUAGUUUUAACGAUACAUAUAGAGAUUUUGUUAGAAAAAACUUAAGUUUAUCCAAACCAAUGGUCACUCGGUCACGUCGUUCACAUACAACUAUAAAGACAAAUUGCAGUCAGAAAAAUAAUAUAACCAUGAGUAGCGUUGCUGAUGUAACUGACACUAUAAGUAAAACUUCUAAAAAGUCUACUGCAAAUUCUAAAGUGAAUACUGUUAGUUCAGUAAACAUUAAUAAUAGUGGCAGUUCAAUGAAUAAUGUGGCUGAUUCUCCAGUCAAUCCGCACAAUAUUUCAACUACAGAAAAUGUUCAUAGUAGUUUAGCACCUAUUGUAACACCUGCUCCUAAUCAUUUGAUGAAUAAUAACAUGGUAUUUGUAGCGGUUCCUUAUGCCCCUGUGAAUACCAUGAUUCCUACCACCUCUACAAAUCCAUUUUUCAAUCUUGUUGGUGUUUCAAUACCAGAACACAUAACUGUAACACAGACUUUAUCGAACAAUAUUAAUAAAUCCAAUCUUAAAGAAGAAGCAUCACCUUUAACUCAUGAUAAUACCAAUAAGAAUGAAAAGGACAACUCGGAAGUUAAAAGUACUGAAACAGAUGAUAAAGUUAAUACAGAUGUUGAUAGCAGUGACUCAGAUGUGGGAAAUGAUACAGAAGCAAGUAAAGCCGAUGACUUUAAACCUAAAAUUAAACAAAAACCAAGUGUUAAAUUAGAAACAGUGAAAAAUAAUACUAGAACACCUAAAAAAAUUGAUUAUGAAUAUGAAGUGAUUGAACAAGAUAGUGAUUGUAAUAUAUUAGUAUUAAAAUUAUAGUGUUAAUGUCUGUGUGAUUGUCUGCAUGUUUACUGUAUCUAUAGUUAAGUCUAGAUAAUAAUGCUAGUUAUAAGACUAUUGUAACAAUUAUGUCAAAGAUCGUUUUUUGUUUUUGCAGGAUGAUGGUUACACAAUUCUGUUUUAAAAUUGUGUAGCGCAAAUUAGACUGACUUUUUUGUAUUUGGUCAAGAAUUAAAAAGAUAAUGUUAAGCGAUCACUGUUUAGCUAUGAAUUAUAUAUAUUAUUAUAUAUUGUAAACAA